Molecule: messenger RNA, 691 nt
Organism: Elaeis guineensis (African oil palm)
Lineage: Eukaryota; Viridiplantae; Streptophyta; Magnoliopsida; Arecales; Arecaceae
Source: RefSeq, a predicted model, not a curated record
UAACCGUGUUCGAGAUGGCUAAGCUCUUCCUCCUAGUGUUGUUCCUUGGUGCUCUCGUUUGCUCCACUAGUGGUAGGAAGCUUUUGGGCAAGGAGGCCUUCGAGGAGCAGAAGUGGUACCACCACCACGGCGGUCUUGGUGGCGGUGUUGGCAGAGGAUAUGGGUUCGGUGGUGGAGGCGGCGUAGGUGGUGGAGCUGGAGCUGGAGCUGGCUUUGGUCGUGGAGGUGGGUUAGGUCACGGUGGUGGGCUUGGUGGAGGUGGGUUUGGAGGAGGUGGUGGUGGUGGAUUUGGUGGAGGUUUCGGAGGUGGAGCGGGAGCUGGCGGUGGGGUGGGAGGUGGGUCCGGUCUAGGUGGGGGUGGAGGGUUCGGAGGCGGCGGUGGCGGUGGGUUCGGUGGAGGUGGAGGAGUUGGCGGUGGAGUUGGAGGUGGGUUUGGAGGAGGAGCCGGGGGUGGCUAUGGUGGUGGGUUCCCUUGAGAGUUCUCAUGAACCGUUCUCUCCAUUCGAACAACAAGUGAUGGGAACUUUGGCUCGCAUAUUUAACGGCUACCAUGUGUGCUGUCCGUGUGAUAAGUCUGUUAUACUAGUCAAGAAUAAGUGCGUUGCAUAACGGUUAUGUAAUGAUCCCGAUCAUGUGAAUGAUAUUGCUAUUGUACGCAAUUAUAUAGAAGCUUCAAGUGCGUGAUUGUUUA